Molecule: messenger RNA, 1956 nt
Organism: Cladocopium goreaui
Lineage: Eukaryota; Dinophyceae; Suessiales; Symbiodiniaceae
Source: the annotation of a GenBank genome assembly
AUGUCCUACAAACACCUCAUGGUCGUGCUCGCGGGGCUCUCCGCUUUUCAACUCCUGGGUGCUAUUACAGAGGGGCCUGUCGGCCCUGGCAGCGUGUCGAAUACCAUCGAGUUCUUGGGUGAGACCAUGCCGCAGGAAUACCAUGCUAUGGUGGACCCUGUCAGGAAGGCGUUGCUCGCUACCCGCAGCUCAGGGCGAUUCUUAUUGAUUGCCGGCAUUCCAGCAAUCACGCUCGCGAUCUUAGGUGGAUUCAGCUUGAUCGAGAACAAAGCACAUUCGAAACAACAGCCGCAGAUAUCGAGUGUUGAGCUGGCAGGUAUCGCAGCGAAGAUGCUCGUCGUCAUCAUCGUGCUUCAGGCCGUCUAUUUGUUGAUUGGUGCUUAUUUCGCCUGGAUCACGUUUGAGCAGGACGCGCGGGUCAUCGCCGCCAUGCUUGAUGCACCGGGACCCAGCCCCGUGUACGAUCGACUCCUGGAAAUGACGUACGGAUACAAAGCUUGGAAGCAACGCCCCUCAAGUGACCCACGUUUCUUCCACGCCCGCCCCAUGAACAGCACGCAGAAAACCUUUGUUCUUGGCUGUGCGGUGGCCACGAGUAUUCUCUUCUUCGGCUCGUUGUUCGUCCUUGUGAUGGCGUCGAUCGCACUGAAGAUGGGCUAUCUGCCUGCAACGGGUGCUCUGCCGUUGGGGAAGAUUCCGCCGCGGCAAAUCGCACAACUGGUCGAUAUGGGCGCGAUCGAGCCUGACGAGGAAGUGCUUUAUUUUUACUCCGCAGGCUUACUAUCCAUUCGUGAAGAUGGCAACCUCUUCACUGACCGCCGCGUUAUCUCCUACCAAGAGCUCGACGGACAACUUGAUUUAUACGAUGCCGCCUACGACGACAUCACGUCGAUCAACUUCACGCCCAGCAACAACAUGUUUGAAGAUUCAACCAUCACCAUCAAUCUCACCAAUGGUGAUUGGUUUGUGCUUUUCAUCAGCACCGAAUCCAACGGGGACGACACGUUCUAUCAAAAACUCGAGCGGGGAUUGGGCGGGGGGUGGAGCGACCGGAGUGAUCUGACGCUGCAUCUCGAGGAUUGGGAUCUGGACAUCGGCCCGGAGCGGAUCACGGGAAAGCCGCGGCCGGCGAGUUUAUUCUGGCGGCUGUUCACACUGGUGUUCUUCGGGGUGCUCGGCUUCUUCAUGCUGUUUCGCCUCACGCCGUUUCUGUGGUUCGAGUUGGCGGCCGCCGGGCCAGCAACUGCUCCGCGCGAGGUGGCAUUGCGUCCGGUGGUGUAUCAAGACACCAGCGUGCCACCUCACCUGCGCACGCCGCAGCCCACGGUGGAAGACGUUCAGCGGCAAACCGACAAGGUGCUCGAACACCUGAGCCCCGAAGCUCGCCGGCGGGUGGAAGAGGAGGUGGCUCGAAAGCAACGCGAGCGUGCCGCCCGCCAGCAGGAACAACAGGCCCGGGGGGAUCGCAUCGAUCGCUACGUGCGGAUCUUCGGCUGGUGUGUCUCACCCCUGGUUAUCGCGUUCGGACUCGUUGCUACAUGGAUCGGAUUUCGGUACGGCCUACUCGAGAUCGUACGCUUCCCCUUCGACCGGCUGGAGAUCGACACCACCGACAGCGAGCGUCAUGGCGAACGGGUCCUCCGCCUCCGCCGCCCUAAACUGAAAGGCCAGCUGCAGGUGAUCCGCCCGAUGAGCCAGCUUCAAGCCAUCGGGCUAAGUAUCCGCAAGAUCGGCCGGCAUAGCUCCCGCACUCACAGUUCACCCAGUUACCAUUGGGUUGUCACCCUCAUCUCCACCCGGGCGAGCGAUCUACCCCGCAUCGAGUUGUUCGUCGACUCCCAACGCGACCCACCCAGCUCCCCCACCGCCGCCCCGCACCGGGUGAAACAAGUCAUCACCACGCUUCAAGGCAUGACGGGGUGUACGAAGGUGAAUCAUGGUUCGACGGGGUGGUGA